Molecule: messenger RNA, 3571 nt
Organism: Boleophthalmus pectinirostris (great blue-spotted mudskipper)
Lineage: Eukaryota; Metazoa; Chordata; Actinopteri; Gobiiformes; Gobiidae
Gene: zbtb17
Product: zinc finger and BTB domain containing 17
Exons: 15
Coding region: 432-3158 (908 amino acids)
Biological process (GO): regulation of transcription by RNA polymerase II
Molecular function (GO): RNA polymerase II cis-regulatory region sequence-specific DNA binding; protein binding; DNA-binding transcription factor activity
Source: RefSeq, a predicted model, not a curated record
UCAAACCACCAAACUGUCAAAACAAACGCACAAAUAUCAUUCACGCCGACUACAUUUGCAUUUAUUUAUCUUCGCGUACAGUAGAAGAGUCAAAGUCAAAAGCGCUGCAUGCUAACAGCAUCAGAGCUCUGGACAGGCUGUGUGAUGAUGACAGGCUUCAUAAUAUCAAACAGGAUGUUUAUUAUGGUGACAUGUUCCUCUAGAAAACACAAUCAGACAGAAGCACCAUUUAAACUUAUGUAAUAGAUCCACAGAUUUAAAGAAAAAUGACGAACCGUGUGUUUGUAUUGAGCGAUCCUGAAAUUAUGUUACCGAAGAACACGGUGUUUAUUAAAUUUUGCAUUAAUUAAUUCAUUACUAUUUAAGUUGAACAGACAAUUAAUAUCAAUGUGUGUAACCUCCGUAAAUGAUUUAGUACUGCGGAAAAAGUUAUGUUACAAUUGAAAUUGUCAAGACUAACUAGAGCAAUGGAGUUCCCAUGGCACUGUGGGAAGGUCCUGGAGCAGCUGAACCACCAGAGGAAGCAGGGCUUGCUGUGUGACUGUACUUUUGUGGUGGACGGGGUGGACUUUAAAGCUCACAAAGCUGUCCUAGCUGCCUGCAGCCUUUACUUCCGCACUCUCUUUGUGGAACAGAAGGAUGUGGUGCAUCUGGAUAUAAGUAAUGCUGCAGGUUUGGGCCUCGUCUUGGACUUCAUGUAUACAUCCAAAUUGAAUCUAACCGUUAACACUGUAGUUGACGUUAUGACUGUGGCAACCUUCCUAAAGAUGCCUGAGAUCGUAAACGCCUGCUCCGCUUAUCAAACCAUGGCCAACCCUGGUCCCACCAUUGUCACUGUAGACGUACCAGAGGAUAAAGGAUUCAAAGUAGAUCCAAAUGUUCCUAUGGAAAGUGACCUGGCUGCAGUGGCAGCACAGGUGGAAGAAAGCCAGUCACAAAUACCCCCUGCAGAAGAUAACAGUAGUGCUGCAGUUUCUACUCAGGAAGAAGUGCCACCUGAGACACAGCAGACACCGCACACAGACUCCCAGUCAAAACCAGCCUCCCCGGGUAAAACAAGGCCAUCCAAAACUCCCCCAACUGUGACGAAGAAAAACACUGUUAAAAAGAAUGUAGCAGCACAAGGCUUCAAAGAUGACCCAACUGAUGCUGACUACACACCCAAAUCCCUCUUAAAAUCUGAGCGUUCCUCCUAUGUGAGUUCAAGAGGAAGGAGGAUCAGAAAACCGCCUCAGAAGAACUACCCACCUGACAAUGACUCAGAGGAAGAUGUCCAGCCUAAAGAAGCUGAUCUGAAGGACACCGUGACAGAGGAAUCACAAGCCAAGACUGACCAUAACAGUGAAGAGGCUGCGGAGGAGGAGACGGAGGAGACGGAGGAGACAGAGGAGAGUGAGGGGAGCGGGCAGGACGAUGAAGGAGAGAGUGAUGGAGACUCCAGAACAAACCCGUACAGGCCUAAGAGCGGCAGGGCAGAGACCAAACAAUACAGUUCAAUAACUCACAAGUGUGAGGACUGUGGGAAGGUAUUCACUCACACUGGAAACUUCAAGAGACACAUGCGCAUCCACACAGGAGAGAAGCCCUUCAGCUGCAGAAACUGUAACAAGGCCUUUUCAGACCCUGCAGCCUGCAGAGCUCACGAGAAAACACACAGCCCACUGAAACCAUUUUGCUGCUCCACUUGUGGGAGGAGUUACCGGCACAUCAGUUUGCUGAACAUGCACCUUAAACGACACACUGGAGAGGCUCGCUACAGCUGUGACCUGUGUGGGAAACUGUUCACAACCUCCGGGAACCUAAAGAGGCACCAGCUUGUCCACAGCGGAGAGAAGCCUUUCCAGUGUGACUACUGUGACAGGGCCUUCUCCGACCCCACAGCCAAGAUGCGACACCUGGAGACCCACGACACAGAGAAGGACCAUAAGUGUCCUCACUGUGACAAACGCUUCCACCAGCUGGGAAAUCUCAAAGCUCAUCUGAAGAUUCACAUUGCAGAUGGACCUCUGAAAUGCAAAGAAUGUGGCAAACAGUUCACCACUUCAGGGAACUUGAAGAGGCACCUGCGUGUCCACACUGGAGAAAAGCCCUAUGUGUGUAAUCACUGUCAGAGAGCAUUCAGUGACCCAGGAGCCCUGCUGCGGCACGAGCGCACGCACACCGGUGAGAAACCGUGUGUGUGCAAGGUGUGUGGUAAAGCUUUCACUCAGGCCAGCUCCCUCAUCGCUCACUUCAGGCAGCACACUGGAGAAAGGCCCUAUGUGUGUGACCGCUGUGGAAAGAGGUUUACUCAAUCCAGUCAGCUCGCCAACCACAUCAAACACCAUGACAAUGUGCGCCCACACAAAUGCCACUUGUGCACCAAAGCUUUUGUGAAUGUUGGAGACUUGUCCAAGCACAUCAUUGUUCACACAGGUGAGAAACCAUUUCUAUGCGACAAGUGUGGCCGAGGGUUUAACCGCGUGGAUAACCUGCGGUCACAUGUGAAGACUGUGCAUCACGGUAAAGCUGGGAUGAAGAGACUGGUGGUGACAGAAAACAGCUCACAGGAGGCGGAGGCUGGUGGAGGGCUCUCUGUCUCACUGAAUGAGGUCAACAUCGUCACUGUCACCACUGACGACAUCGUUACACUGGCUACAGAGGCUCUGGCAUCUUCAGCUGUAACACAACUCACAGUUGUUCCAGUGGCCACUUCAGGCUCUGCAGAUGAAACGGAGGCUUUGAAAGCAGAAAUUACUAAAGCAGUGGAGAAAGUUCAGGAAUCAGAUCCCAACAUGCAGAUCCUCUACGCCUGUGAUUCGUGUGGGGACAAAUUCUUGGAUGCCAGUUCUUUGGCGCAGCACGUCCGCAUUCACACAGCCCAGGCUUUAGUCAUGUUCCAGGCAGAUUCAGACUGUUACCAGUACACCACAACUACCACCGCUGGGGAGGAUGCCACCCCAACAUGGCAACCUGCAUCAGAGGAGGAUAUCCAGGAGGGGGAGCUGGUGUUCAGGCCCAUGGACCAGGAAGAAGAGGCUCAAACAGACACUGUGGUGGGUCAGGAGGAAGAGGCAGCAGCAUCAGUGCUGGAAACACAAACUGAAGUCAAGACAGAGGAUCUGAAGAAGAGUGGGGAGGGCAACAAUCAAACUGAGGACAUGAACUUACAGAGUUAGACAACUAAAUUAUAAAGAAGCAUUUGUGAUAUUUGGACAGAUGACGGCUGGAAACUAUAAAUAUAAAUCAUGGGGAAAGCUUUUGUAAAACAAAUUUGACCUGCAUGUUGUGCAUUUUAUUUUUGUUUAACUUUUUAUUUUACCUAAUUAAUUAUAAGAACUGUCAAGUCCCAUAAUGAGGAAAUUCCAGAAGCUGCUUCAUUUAAAAAACAAAAGUAGUCCUGAUAUUAAGUUGUGUUUACAUUAAUUUUAUUUUCCUGAGCAUCUGUACAUUUAUGUUUAACUUCAGUGAGUGGCUUUCCUACUGCUUCUGAGUGUCACACAGUGGCAUACAAGAAUUCUGUCUCUAUUUAGAUGUCUACUAUGUGUAUAAGACAAUAAGCUGUAUUUUAUUAAAAUAAUAAUUAACUACA